CAGCAUCCGAGGGGAAGCAGCCGUCUGCUGCCGCACCGAGCUCCGCCGACUGCCGCGUACUGCCGACACCAUGGCAUCUGGAGUACAAGUGGCCGAUGAGGUGUGCCGUAUCUUCUACGACAUGAAAGUGCGGAAGUGCUCUACGCCUGAGGAAAUCAAGAAGAGGAAGAAGGCUGUCAUCUUCUGCCUCAGUCCAGACAAAAAGUGCAUUAUUGUGGAAGAAGGAAAAGAGAUUCUGGUGGGAGACGUCGGUGUGACAGUUACCGACCCUUUCAAGCACUUUGUGCAGAUGCUUCCCGAGAAGGAUUGCCGCUAUGCCUUGUAUGAUGCAAGCUUCGAGACCAAGGAGUCCAAAAAAGAAGAGCUGAUGUUUUUCUUGUGGGCACCAGAACAAGCACCUCUCAAAAGUAAGAUGAUCUACGCAAGCUCCAAGGAUGCAAUCAAAAAGAAGUUUCAAGGCAUAAAGCAUGAAUGCCAAGCAAAUGGGCCAGAGGACCUCAACCGAGCUUGCAUUGCUGAGAAGCUAGGAGGCUCCCUAGUCGUAGCUUUUGAAGGAAGUCCUGUGUAGAUGUCAUACAGUGCCACAACUCUACAAGCAUUCCAUGUUUUAAUAUAUCAGUCAUGUAAAACAACCAUCCUAGGCAAGGGUUUCACUAACUGUAGGGAAGCUGUCUUGUAGAAUAAAAGUAGAUUUUUGGAGAUGUAGCUCGUUAUGUACAAAUGACCCUAAAUAAAUCAAAUCUAAGGAUUUAUCUUGGUGUAUUAAUAUUUACAUUGGUUGUCCAGCCCAAUCUUGUCCUCUCCUCUUUGGAUUAAUAUUAGACAUCUUCAGUUUGAUCCAAUGCAGUAGUGUUAUCAUGGGAUGAAAGGUGGUGGUGGGGAAGGUAAGAACAACCUACUUCCUGGGGUUUUUAUCUUAGUCUAAAUUGUAAGAAAAAUCAGUCUUUUGGAGGCUACUGGCCUCAAACUGCCAAACUCCUAAAAACUUUUCCCCUUGUAACUGUUUUAAAUCAAAAAAAAACCCACCUUCCAAAACCUUGUAGUUAAGCUAGGCUUAAAGCAACCUGUUGGCACCAAAACUUUAGGUUAAAAUUCUUAGUGCUUGCAGUUGCAGAACAGUACUAAUAAAGGCUAAUUCUGAAGUUAGAGGUAAAAUAGACAACACUUUUCUGGAGGAAAUGUCCUAAGCCCACUCUUUUGUUGUAAACUUCACAGUGCAGUAAUAAUAUUUAAAGGUUCACUUGUUCUGUAGGUUCCAUUUUUACUAUUUUUUUUCCUUGUUAUGAAGUGUCUUGAGGUCUCUUCCAGCCUGAGUGAUUCUAUAUAAAAUUGCUUUUCUGUUGACCUUAGUUUCAUUUAGAAUUGCCUUUAGUUCCUCUCCUACAUACACUUAACUAGCAGAUGGGAUGCUUCUGAGGCUUUUACAAACGCAGAGGUUUGUGUCAGAGUUCUCCUGUUUUAGUACAGCAAGAAGUCAACCACAUCUCAAAAAGUGGUGUUCUCAGCCCCCAGUCUAUGGUCACUUGGUCCAUUUGUCCAUAAUUACUUUGAUUUAAUUUAGUACAACCAAUCAGCCUGACUACUAUGGCUUGAGCUGGGCUUUUUUUGUUUGUUUGAGUUAUUUUCUUUUUUUUUUGUCUGUUGGCUUCUUUAAUUCUGUAGAAAUGCAUGGAAAAUAAUUCACCUACUAGAAAGUUUGACCUGAAAUGCCUUUUGU
This is a messenger RNA of Indicator indicator, 1717 nucleotides long. It is a transcript of the gene DSTN, whose product is annotated as destrin, actin depolymerizing factor. Gene Ontology annotation, cellular component: actin cortical patch; actin cytoskeleton; cytoplasm. Bases 71 to 568 code for a protein of 165 amino acids. The record is from RefSeq and is a predicted model, not a curated record. Lineage: Eukaryota; Metazoa; Chordata; Aves; Piciformes; Indicatoridae. Gene Ontology annotation, molecular function: actin filament binding. Gene Ontology annotation, biological process: actin filament severing; actin filament fragmentation; cell motility. The transcript has 4 exons.